AUGGACUCAACAUACACUAUGGCACCCGUCCAGGGCCAACCCUCUUUUGCAUACUACCCCGACUCAUCACAGCCCCGACAGCAGGGUCCCUACACCGGCCAGCCGUCAGAUGUGCCGUACUAUGGACAGAUGCAGUACUCGGGUGCGCAGCGAGGCACCGAGCAGCCAGUCUACUCGGCUCAGCCCGUGAUGAACAUGCACCAGAUGGCCACCACCAAUGCCUUCCGGGGCGCCACCAUGAACAUGACCCCCAUUGCCUCGCCGCAGCCCUCGCAAAUGAAGCCGGCCAUCAUCGUGCAGCAGGGCUCUCCAGCCCUGCUGCCCUUGGACACCCGCUUCAUGAGCACGGAUCUGUAUGGGUUCCCAUCGACGCCGCCGCUCUCUUCGUCGGGCAGCACUAUCAGCAGCCCUCCCUCCGCCAACGGCACGCUUCCGACUCCGGUCAAUGACGGCUCCUUCGGCUUUGAAAAGGUCGAGGGCGUCAAGGAGGGCUGUGAGACCGAUGUCCACACGGAGAUUUUGGCCAACCCGGACUGGUCGCGCUCUGGCUCGCCUCCGAUGACACCUGGUAGGUGUGACAUGUACCACAUGGCCCGAAAUUUGACGUGUGGGAGUUUUGGGGGGGACGAUCCACGCAAGGGCGAAACACAAAAUGCUAAUUUCCGCGGCCCAGUCUUCAUUCACCCGCCGUCGCUGACCGCCAGCCAAACGUCUGACCUCUUGUCUGCCAAUUCCUGCCCCUCGCUUUCCCCCUCUCCCUCGCCCGUCCCGACCGACAUUCUUGCUCAGUCGCAGUCGCUGUCGGGCGAGUCGUCGGGCGCCGAUUUCUGUGACCCCCGCCAGCUUACCGUGGAGCCUUCUGUGAACGCUCCGACCCCCCAGGAACUCCCUCCUCUGCCCACCCUCUCCUGCGAGGAGGAAGAGCCUCGCGCCGUUGUCGGUAGUGCGUCUGUCACCCUGCCUGUCAAUGAGAACCCGUCGCCCUCGUUUACCAGCUCCACUGAGGACCCCCUGACCUCGCUGCCCACCUUUGACAGCUUCUCGGACCUCGACUCGGAUGACGAGCUGAACCGCCUGGUGGAAUUUCACCCGGGCGCCAAUGCCGUGUAUCUGGGUGACAAGCGCCAGCGGGUGGCCCCGUACGCCACCGAGGACGAUGGCUUCCUCAGCGAGCACAGCCUCGAUGACUCGGAAGACUCAGAGGUCUACAUCCCCUCGGGUCCUCCCUCCUUUGAGUGGACGGAAUCCGUCCAGCCUCAAGCCAAGAUUGAGGAGCCUGCUCCCGAGGAAACCAAGAACAAGAAGCGCACCAACCGCAAAUCGUCUCGCAAGAACUCCGAGGACGAUGGCGAGGUCAAGAAGUCGGUGACCGUGCCUGCACCCCAGUCCGUCAGUGGCUCUGACUGUGGCUCCAUGUCCGACUCGCCCGAGUCUGCACCCGUGUCGGUCAACCGCCGUGGUCGCAAGCAGUCGCUGACCGAGGACCCGUCCAAGACCUUUGUGUGCACGCUGUGCUCGCGUCGCUUCCGUCGCCAGGAACACCUCAAGCGCCACUACCGCUCACUCCACACCCAGGACAAGCCGUUCGAGUGCAACGAGUGCGGCAAGAAGUUCUCCCGCAGUGACAACCUUGCCCAGCAUGCCCGCACCCAUGGUGGAGGCUCCAUUGUCAUGGGCGUCCUGGACGCCAGCGAUGCCGCUUCCAUGUAUGACGAGCAGCAAGACGCUGGCGCUCUGGGUGCGGUCAUGUACGAAGCCGCCCAGGCUGCCGAUGCCGAGGAUCCCUCUGUGGACCGUCGGCCAGCCAAGAAGCGCAAGCGGGACUCGGCCUAA
Penicillium alfredii is the source of this 1833-nucleotide messenger RNA. RefSeq names its product putative C2H2 transcription factor (Seb1) (gene sebA). NCBI's taxonomy places the organism in Eukaryota, Fungi, Ascomycota, Eurotiomycetes, Eurotiales, Aspergillaceae. The transcript has a single exon. The record is from RefSeq and is a predicted model, not a curated record. Gene Ontology annotation, molecular function: RNA polymerase II cis-regulatory region sequence-specific DNA binding; DNA-binding transcription factor activity, RNA polymerase II-specific. Gene Ontology annotation, biological process: regulation of transcription by RNA polymerase II. The coding region runs from base 1 to 1833 and encodes 610 amino acids.